This is a messenger RNA of Cladophialophora yegresii CBS 114405, 756 nucleotides long. RefSeq lists its product as uncharacterized. The record is from RefSeq and is a predicted model, not a curated record. Gene Ontology annotation, molecular function: L-pipecolate oxidase activity; flavin adenine dinucleotide binding; proline dehydrogenase activity. The transcript has 2 exons. Bases 1 to 756 code for a protein of 251 amino acids. NCBI's taxonomy places the organism in Eukaryota, Fungi, Ascomycota, Eurotiomycetes, Chaetothyriales, Herpotrichiellaceae.
AUGGAAGCAAGUCUGGAUUGUCAUGUGUCGAGGAUCAAGAGGAGCCUGUCUGGAUGGGUGGAUGCAAACAAGGCCAUCACCCAACUCCGUGAUGAGUGUGUCGAAUUGGGCGUGUCCUUCAUCACCGGGCGCGCAGGCACUGCCACAGGCUUUCGAACCGACUCGCAGGGGGUGACCCAAGCCGUCGCCACCCUUGCCGGGGUCCCAGUCACGGGCGAUAAGUUCGUGCUUGCGGCGGGUGCGUGGGCGGCCCGCUUGGCGUCUUUCUACAACUCGACCUUGUCUACGGCUCAGAUUGUUGGCUAUAUGCGACUGACCCCAGAAGAAAUGCGGCGGCUGGAGACAUUACCAAUCUACAUCAACUUUUCCACCGAUUGGUUCAAUUUUCCUCCCCACGGAGAGACGCAGCUACUCAAGAUGGCGGUGCACGGCUGGGGUUAUACGCGCAGGCCCGACAAGGAUGACCCAGUGAUCACAGCUGACUGCCUGUCCUCGCCUCCCCUGCAGCCCGCGCGUAGCACGAGACCGAAUUUUGUCCCCGUUGAUGGCGAGUCGCGACUCCGGCAAGGACUGCGUGAGAUCCUGCCCGAGCUUGCUGGUCGCCCUUUCGAGCGGCUUGCCCUCUGCUGGUAUACGGAUACGCCCAGUGGGGAUUUCAUCAUCGACUACCAUCCCGACUACAAAAACCUUCUCGUGGCAGGCGGAGGGAGUGGGCAGUACGUUCUCUUCGAAUCCGAAAAGUUUCAAAUCAGCUGA